AUGAACCUCCAGGAGCUGGGUCUCUAUUUGAGCUUUGUCAAGAUCAUCACAACAUUCACCUUCAGAUUCGCUAUUCAACGAGUACAAUCCGUCAUCCACAAACACACCUAUCGAGCAUCAUCAAACCCGCGCAAUGUGGUAGUCGUGGGGGGUUCCUUUGCAGGAUCCUAUCUUGUACAACGACUUGCCAACACACUUCCUUCCGGGUAUCGAGUUGUUCUUCUUGAGAAACAAUCUCACUUUAACCAUGCAUUUGCGUUUCCCAGAAACUCGGUCUUUUCGGGGCGAGAGUCCAAGGCAUUUAUUCCCUACGAUAACAUCGCUGAUGGUGCGCCGGAGGGCAUCUUCCAACGUGUUUGUGACGAGGCUCUCGAAGUUACGGAAACAGAUAUCGAAAUGGCCAGUGGUAAUCGGUUGAGCUACGAUUAUCUGGUAAUCGCCACCGGAGCCGCUCAGCCACCACCCGCGCGUCUCAAGUCGCGUGAUCGAGAAGGAUGCAUCACGGAACUACAGGGAUUCCAACAACGAAUCAGCAAAGCCGAACGCAUCGCGGUUGUUGGCGGAGGUGCAGUGGGUGUUGAGUUGAUAACGGAGAUCAGAGAGAAGUAUCCCGAUAAGCAGUUGACGCUCAUACAUUCGAGAGACCAGCUUCUGCCAAGAUUCGGAGCAAAGCUACAUGAGCUUGUCCUUUCUGCUCUCCGCGCCAAGAACAUUGAGGUGCUGCUGAAAGAACGACCGGCGUUGCCCGCACAGUCUGGUCAAGCUGUAGGGGAGACACAAAUUGCACUUUCGAACGGCGAGAAGAGGAUCUGGGACCUGAUUAUUCCAUGCACUGGCCUGCGACCUCGAUCUGAUCUUCUGGCUACGUAUUCUCCCAAGAGUAUCGCCUCGACUGGCGAAAUACUCGUCAAGCCAACUCUCCAAGUUGACCGCCUCCCAUCAUCCAAGGGAAACAUUUUCGCCAUCGGUGACGUGGCCCAGUCUGGAGGAGCCAAACAAGGCCGUGCAGCCUUGAUGCAGUCCGAAGUUGUGACAAGCAACAUCGUCAGCCUGAUCAAGAACAGAACACGAAUGGAAGAGUACAAGCCGAUUUACUUUGAGGGAGCCUUAAACCUCACUCUAGGAAGGGAUCUUGUUCUCAUGUAUAUAAAGCGAGGGGAUUUCGAGUGGGUGAAGGAAAUGAAGGGACAUGAAGAUGAGGAUGUUGGUGCUGGAAAGCAGUGGAAGAUGCUGAACGCGAAGGAAGACGCUUGA
Molecule: messenger RNA, 1254 nt
Organism: Fusarium falciforme
Lineage: Eukaryota; Fungi; Ascomycota; Sordariomycetes; Hypocreales; Nectriaceae
Product: Pyr-redox-2 domain-containing protein
Exons: 3
Coding region: 1-1254 (417 amino acids)
Cellular component (GO): cytoplasm
Molecular function (GO): electron-transferring-flavoprotein dehydrogenase activity; flavin adenine dinucleotide binding
Source: RefSeq, a predicted model, not a curated record